This is a messenger RNA of Linum trigynum, 5653 nucleotides long. Lineage: Eukaryota; Viridiplantae; Streptophyta; Magnoliopsida; Malpighiales; Linaceae. The record is from the annotation of a GenBank genome assembly.
CAUAAUCAAAGAAUUGAGAGAUUAUGUGUCAUUUUUCCAUCAACGAUAAAAAGGCUUUGGUUUUGAGAAGAAGAAUUCAUUCAAUGACUAGUGAAGUUUGAUUCGAUGGCUUUGAGAAGACUAGGAGUCAAGAGGAUUGAAGGAGGGUUGGGAAUGAGAAUUCGGAAGCGUAGAGCUGGGGGAACGACGUGACAAAGUUGAAAGUGAGAACGAAAUUCGUGAAGUAAGAAGUCGAUGGGAGGAGAGGGUAUACGAGUAUUGGAGUGAUGGUCGGGUUCGAGACGGAUAUUAGACUAUCCGUACUUGUCUGUGCCCGAUAACUACACAUUUGGGUUUUAUCCGUACCCGCCGGAAUCGGGUGGAUACCCGAUUCAGUGGGUUUUUCUGCCAACCCUGAUUCUUCUGACUACACACUUCACCACUAUCCAUUGAAUCUGCAUACAUGUUUUUGUUUGAACACAAAUUCGACUUCUUAAAGUUCGAGCCUUUGGUAGCUAAGGUAUCACUCAUCACAUUGCAAUUUCAUUUUUGUGUGGAAUCAUGCAUGCCAAAGGUAUAUAUAUAUAUAUAUGUAUAUGAUGGAUCAUGGAUCGCUUGGUGUAUGUGUAUGAUGCAACCACCACAUCCUUCUGACAAUCAGGCCUUAGCACGAGAAUGCAGAGAGGUGAGAACAGACAGAGACAAGCGGGAAGACUAAGGAUUUCAUGGCAGCAGCUACAGUUUUUUCUUGGCUUCUGUAAAGGAGAAAUAAUAAUGAACAAAGGGACAAGAAAAGUAGGCAUUAGGGAAAGGGAGGUAGAACUGGGUGGGAAAGAUUGAAAAUUUCAAGUUUAGACUUUGGACUGGCCAAAAGGCCAACUUGGAUUAGUCAUCCUCUGAUAAGUGAUAAUGUAAUGUUAGUAUUUUAUUGCCAGAUCAGGGCAUCGCAAAGCCACAGACUUUCCCAUUUUACUGCACCCAAAGGCAAAGGCGGUCAGGCUCGCUGUGCACACACUCCCCCUUUCGGCCGCCGCCAUUCAUUUUUCUCAGCAACCAAACUUCUCUAAACCUCUUCGCUUUUACAGUCUCUGGGAAAAAGCUUCAAUCUUUCCGUUCGGCGGAGCGCCCCCAAGCCAUGGCUUCUUCCACCAUCGCCUCUCCUUCCGCGUCCUUCAUUCCCACCAAGAAGGAAUUGGGUCGCUCGGCUUUCUCCCCAGCAUCGUCCCCUUUCUCGGUUCCCAAAUGCAGGAAAUCGAUCUCGAAGAAAAUUGUUUCCGUCAUGGCGCCACAGCAGUCGGAACGCAAGCCGGCAGCUACUGGCUCGGUGAAGACUGCGAUGACAAUGACUGAGAAAAUAUUGGCUAGGGCUUCUGAGAAGACCCAUUUGAGUCCCGGUGAAAAUGUUUGGGUAGACGUUGAUAUCUUGAUGACCCAUGAUGUUUGUGGCCCUGGUUCUAUUGGUAUCUUCAAGAAAGAGUUUGGGCAGAAUGCCAAGGUUUGGGACCGUGAAAAGAUCGUGAUCAUUCCGGAUCAUUAUAUAUUUACCAACGACGAACGUGCAAAUAGGAAUGUGGAUAUCUUGAGGGACUUCUGCGCAGAGCAAAACAUCAAGUACUUCUAUGACAUUCAGGACCGUGGUAAUUUUAAGGCUAAUCCUGAUUACAAAGGGGUCUGCCAUAUUGCACUUGCACAAGAGGGUCACUGCAGACCUGGCGAGGUCUUGUUAGGUACAGACUCACACACCUGUACUGCCGGGGCAUUCGGGCAAUUUGCCACUGGAAUUGGCAACACUGAUGCUGGUUUUGUGAUGGGUGCUGGGAAGCUCUUGCUUAAGGUGCCUCCAACUUUGAGAUUCGUCAUGGACGGUGAAAUGCCUGACUAUAUUCUUGCUAAGGAUUUGAUUUUGCAAAUCAUUGGUGAAAUAUCUGUGGCUGGUGCAACAUACAAAUCGAUGGAGUUUGUUGGCUCAACUGUUGAGAGUUUAAAUAUGGAAGAGCGUAUGACAUUAUGUAACAUGGUUGUUGAAGCUGGAGGAAAGAAUGGUGUUGUUCCUGCUGAUAGUACUACUUUCAAGUAUCUUGAGGACAAGACAUCUCUUCCCUAUGAGCCAGUUUACAGUGACCAGCAAGCAAGAUUUCUUUCAGAGUAUAGAUUUGACAUCUCAAAGUUGGAGCCAAUAGUUGCCAAGCCCCAUUCUCCUGAUAACCGAGCUUUAGCAAGGGAGUGCAAAGAUGUCAAGAUUGACAGAGUAUAUAUCGGGUCCUGUACGGGAGGAAAGACUGAGGAUUUCAUGGCUGCAGCCAAACUUUUUGUAGCUUCAGGAUAUAAGAAGGUCAAAGUACCCACUUUCCUUGUCCCUGCUACUCAAAAGGUAUGGAUGGAUGUCUACAGUCUUCCUGUGCCAGGUUCCGGUGGCAAGACUUGCUCUCAGAUCUUUGAGGAAGUUGGAUGCGACACGCCUGCAAGUCCCAGCUGUGGCGCUUGCUUGGGAGGCCCUAAAGAUACUUAUGCACGCAUGAACGAGCCUAAGGUAUGUGUCUCGACAACAAACAGGAACUUCCCUGGAAGGAUGGGACACAAAGAAGGCGAGAUAUACCUAGCCUCUCCUUAUACAGCAGCAGCUUCUGCUUUGACUGGAUAUGUUACUGAUCCAAGGGACUUCUUGCAGUAAGAUGACAGUUUUAAUCUGUUUUGGAACUCUUUUCUUAAUUGAGUGCUGUAACUUAAAUUUCAAAACUUGGAGAUGGUAUUUUCAGUAUAAUGUUGUACUAGAGUUUGAUUAGCCGAUGGAUUUUGAGAAGUGGGUGGAUUUGGAAACAAGAUUAGAUUUUGGAAUAUACAGUUUGGUUAUAGAUUUUUGUUAUGGAUUCUUCCCCAGCAGUACUGCUUCUUUUUUCGGUCCUACGAUAUGCUCUUCAUGUUGUCCCUGAUCUCCCUUUAACGUCCAUGAACGCAACGGCAUGUUCAUUGAAAGAAAGAAAUCCAUAGUAGCCCCUGGUACUGUACACACAGACACCUUUUACUGUCCAUUGUGACUGAGAUCUACUGUUUCAAAUUGGCGUGUCCUUCGGUGUGGGCUGGAGUUGGGUGAGGUCUAUUUGACUUCUGACGGGAGUUUGGCAGCUUGGUUGGGGUGGGACUGGUCGUUGGCUUCUGGUUGGCCUUCUUUGGGGUCGUUUGGUGGCUCCGACGCGCGUUGGUCAUCAGAGAUCGCUGUGUGGUCUGUUGGAUCGUUUGGGAUUCUGACGCGCGUGGAGCACUCACUGUGACUGGAGCCUGCACAGGUGUGCGAUUCGAUGUGUCUUGGGGCUGGGAUUGGUUCUCAAGAUCGAUACAAGAGAGGCUUGGGGUUGCCAGAGGCAGAGAGAGCUGUUAGAUAUAGAGAGGCUUUGGGAUGUGAUGUUUUUCACGUUGUUUAAGGCCAGGGAUAUUUUGCUUUUUCUUAAGCUUUGAUGGUACUUGACGUAAGGGAGAGCCUCGCAGGGGGGUGGGGUUCCAUCAGCGGGAUGCAUCUCUGCACAGUGUACUUUGCUUUUGGUUUACUUGGUGGGUUAGAGACCACGUAGGUCUUCAAUUUUGCCCCAUUCAUUUUACCUAACCCGCGCAAUUCUCUAUGCCUGCUUUUUUUGCUUGGUUUCCAUCGCCAGAGAAGUAAUCUGAUGGUUGGAGUCAGGAGUGUUUUUGGUCGCCUCUCUUCCUCUUUUGCUCUCAUACCACUCUCUCUUAAUCUUUCCUCCUCACACAUCUUUCGCUGCAUACCUUUCUCAAAUCGUCUUUGUUGAUUCUACUCUUCUGGUCAUUUUUGAGUUGUUGCGGGGUGAAAGCGAUCAUUCCCGGGUUUGAGAGGUCCAGGCAGGUGUUUUUGGUCGCCUCUCUUCCUCUUUUGCUCUCAUACCACUCUCUCUUAAUCUUUCCUCCUCACACAUCUUUCGUUGCAUACCUUUCUCUAAUCUUCUUUGUUGAUUCUACUCUUCUGGUCAUUUUUGAGUUGUUGCGGGAUGAAAGCGAUCAUUCCCGGGUUUGAGAGGUCCAGCCAGGUUUCGGCGGAAAACUAAAUCGACAGGUCUGCUUGAUAUCGUGUGAUUCUUUUCCAUCUGUCUCUCUUUGUAGCACAAUUUUACCCUCUUUUAAUAGAUUGGUUGUUCGUUCUCUUUUAGGAGGAGGAACUGGUGAUGGCUAAGGUCUCAGAGAUGCCGGCAUCUAUAGUGGUCGUCGAGGGAACAAGGAUUUGCCAAUAUUCCUUCAACAGGAAUCUGAACGACUUCAUCGUGCGCUAUCGUCGUCACCAUCUCCUCCAUAACGACUGCUAUCUCUCUGCAACUCUUACUUCGAGAAUAUGUCUGUUGUUCCUUUAUCUCUUCUUUGAGAGCCAAUUCCAGAUUCUUUGUUUUCAUAUAGUAGGUGGAGGAGAUCUUGGGAGGUGAGCGGAUCUCGAAUUGAUAAAGUUGCUGAAUUAAGAGGUUGGUAGAGGACUCGAAGAAACCCAGAUCCACAGACUGUAUUUUUGUUUCAGGUGACUGUUCCUUCUUUUCCUAUCGAAUGGUUGUAGUUCGUCUCUUUACUUGGUCUAAUCCCUUCAUUUUUUUUUAUUUCUCACAUGGGUUUGUUUUAUCACUUCACAGAAGACUGUGUUGGAAGAGAAUUCAGUGCGUAAAAACUCGAAGUCUCCUGGUGGGUAAGAAUAGCAGAUCAGGACUAUUAUAUACUAGUCACGUGCCCGGCCCGUUGGCCGGAUUCGUUUAUAAAUCAUAUCAGGCUGUGGUCGAAUGAAUUUUUUAAACUAUGAACUCUCCCGUAGAUUUGUCCCGAUCGUAAAAUUUGAGGAUUUAGGACAAUGAGAGACGAAUUUAUCCUUAUUGUAAGGAAUCACACUUUCAUAUUUCAUAUGGAUUUUACCUCUUCCGCGACCAAGUGGGGAAGUAACAAAUCAUUCUUGUCUCCUAUCUCAAAAUUAAAAAAAAAAGAAGAAAUAAAUUCGAAAAUGUAAAAGAGAACAGAACUUCAAGAGGCUUCUCCACCACACAGUUUACCCAGUUCAAGAACUUUGAGCUGAAACUCCAUUGUGCUGUGCAGACUGCAGAGGAAGUGCACGACUAUGCAGUCCAAAAAAAAGGCAAUGUUUGAAGUCCCUACUUGAACCAAUCAUUGCAUCGAAAAAGACUUUUACCGCAGUCAAUUUACAUAGUAUUUUGGAUGCACGGGGAACGGGCGGACGUUGAAGGGUAGGGAUUUGAGCGAGGUCAGGAACUCCAUUCUUCGGAUGACUGGUUUUCUCGAAACUUAAAAACUACUUGGUUGGAAGAAGAUGGGAGGAUGUUGGAUCACUUCCCCAGCCCGGCCCGGCCCAGCCUAAAAUUUUCUUUGUAGGUGAUUGUUGGCCCAAAUUUCACUCUCGGCGUGAAACUGUGGACUGGUAAUUACAAAUAUUCAAUACCCAGGGGGGAAAAGGGGUAAAUUAUUAUGAACAAUAUUCAGAUUGCCAGGCUGUUUAUUGGAAUAUAUUGUUCGUGGUGUUUGUCAAAAAUGACAAACCAAAAGUGAUCGGUUUUCGGGUUGGAAGGACCUAUUCGAACUGAAGAAACGUCGGAGCAGGAAGCAAAAAGAGAAUAAAAUAGUUCAACCGACAUCCUCUUUAAUUAUAAAUAUAAGAAGAGAAUAAAAUAGUUUAACCGAC